CCCGUGCUCUGCUCGCUCCACAGCCCCCCGCCCGCGCAUACGCGAUCCCACGUCCGUGCGGUUGCACUACUACAUCCUUGCCUCCUCCUCCUCGUGCCCGUCCUCUCGUGUAGGCGCCGAUGGCCGUGCAGGCGCAGUACCUCGCCCACGCCUUCCCCCAUGACUCCCGCGUCAUCAGGCCAGCGCUGGACAACGCGACGAGCGCGUCGGUGUUCCUCCGCGAGUCAGCGGCGGGCGGCCACCUGCUGGCUGCCGCUGCGAAGGCGGUGGACGGCAACACGGUGUUCAGCGAUCCGCGCAGCGACCUCACCUGCAACAACAACAACCACGAUAGCGGUUGCUUAGUGCCAAGGAAACGCGCGCGGGUGGGUGACUCCAACAUGGUGGGCGCGGGCUUGAUCAUGGAAGGGCACCGCGCGCUGCUGCCGCCGAUGCCGGUGCCGCAGGCGUUCGCGCCUGCGGGGGACGUGCGGCGCAGGGUCCUCUGCUCUGGCGCCGCGUCCACCAGUGGACGCCCGGCCACCGCCGCGCCGGUCUCGCACGGCCUCGUCUCGCAUCUCUGCCGCCAUAGCGUCGAGAUUGACGCGCUCGUCCGCAUCGAGAACGACAGGCUGCGGGCUGGGCUGGCGGAGGCGCAACGCCGGCACAUCAGAGCAGUGGUGUCGGCGGUGGAGCGAGCGGCCGCGCGGCGUCUGCGCGACGCGGAGGCGGAGCUGGAGCGCGCCUUGUGGCGCAACGCGGAGCUCGACGAGAAGCUCCGCCAGAUGGGCGCCGAGGGGCAGGCGUGGCACGGAAUCGCCAAGAACCACGAGGCCGUCGCCGCCGGCCUUCGCGCCACGAUCGAUCAGCUCCUUCAGUCGCCAUGCGCCGGCGCCGGGGCGAUCCCCGACGGUGAGGGCGCCGCUGAGGACGCGCAGUCGUGCUGCUUCGAGCAGGACGGUACCGCCGACGGAGGCGAGGUGCCUGGUGGACGGGCCGGGACUAGGGCGUGCAAGGCGUGCGGCGAGGCGGAGGCGUGCGUGCUGCUGCUGCCGUGCCGGCACCUGUGCCUGUGCGGCGGGUGCGAGGCGGCCGUGGACGCGUGCCCCGUGUGCGCGGCCACCAAGAACGCCUCGCUCCAUGUCCUCCUCUCCUGACCCGACGUGUUGCAUCGCUUCACGAAUGCAUCAGCAAACGAGAAUUGGAGGGUAAGCUACUAUAGAGGAGAUUGGCAAAAGGCAAUGGCCGGUGCAAUCAGAUGGAGUGGCGCUUGGGAAUUGAUCCAGCAAAUGCCAUGACCGGUGAAAGCUUGGUUUGUUUGUCCCCCUUUGGGUUCUUGCCUUGUUGGCCAUCAGCACGAGAGGACGUCGACGGUACUGGUUCUACCGGAAAAGACCCGUGGAAAGUAAAAGCAACGUGCGUCGUCCCCCUAGGGGCGACUCGGGGCGCUUGUCUCCGCCACCUAGCGCGUCCCGCUCGGCUGCCGCCGCCAAUGGUGUCCUAUUCGAUGGCGGUGGUCACCCCCUCCUUUCUCCCUUCCUCUUCUUUUUUUUCUGUCUCCUCUUCUUUUUUUCUAACCAGUUCUCUCCGUCGUUUGCGUCAAGCCGAGCCUGUGGCGCUCACGUGGGAUCUCCCUAGCCAGGCUGAUUCGGGUCUCCUGUUGGCCGAAUCUGUCCCCUGGUGACCUGCACACUGUCAAUCCGCUCCUCUCGUGGUCUGGCCAGUGGGUGGUCAUUGUGGGUUGGCGCCUGGCCUCCCUGUGUCAUGCUCCGUGGCGCUAGAUUUUGCACUGCUGUCGUCGUGGCUGCCUAUCGUCAUUGUGGCUGGGUCUUGGGCGAUUGUGAUGGCAGCACACGUGCUAGUGGUCGUGCGUGGCCGAUGUGACAGGGGUUUGGGUGGGCUACCUCCUGGCCGCUCCCCCUCCCCUGUGGUCUCGACGGUCCUGCGCGCGUGUUGGUGGUCGUGCGCGGCUCGCUUGGUAGGGGCUUGGGCGGUUCUGCCUCCUGGCUGCCCUCCUCUCGUGGUUUCUGCCUCUUGGUUCAUCGGCAGGCAUCUUCCCGCUCUGGCGUUGUUGUGGGCGCCUAGCGUUGCGAGCUUCACGUUGGCUUCACAGGCUUGGCGGUUGUGGCGCACUGGUGGUCGUGCGUGGCCGGUGUGCUGGAGGCUUGGCGAGCUAUUUCUUGAGGUUGAGCUGGUGGUUAUCGUCGCCUGUGGCGACGGCAAUGGUGGACUCCCGUGUGCUGUGUACCAUGUGUUGCCAUGGUGCUGAUGUGUUUCUGCUGUUGUGUUGUGCUCACCGCCGUGGCUGUCGUGGGUGGGCGUCCGGUGUCAGCGGCACUGUGUCGUUUCUUAGCUCUUGGUAUUUUGCUUUGCUCCUCCCCUUGCCUGGCGUCCUUCUCUUCUGCAGGUUGGGUUUGUAGGGAGCUUUGUGACGCUAGGAUGGCCGUGGGUCGACGUGGUUUCGUGGAGGUGGCGUUCGGUGGUGCAGGCUUUAUGCCGUUCCCGGCUCCUAGCUUUGUGUUGCUCCUCCCCUUGCCUAACCUCCUUAUCUUUUACAAGUUGUGUUCGUGGGAAGCUUCGUGACACUUAGCUAUCCGUGGGACGGUGUGGUUGUGUUGAGGUGGUGUGGCUGCUUUGGUCUUUGCCUUUGUGCGGGUUGCCCGUGCUCAAGGGGCAGGUUGUGGGAGCCGCUGGUGAAAGCUUUAUCUGGUUUCUGGUCGGCAUCGAUGAUAACGACGCCCUUGGGUGUCGUUCUCCUCCUUGGAGGCGUUGUCAUAGCAUCUUUCCACUUUUCUCCCUUAGAGUUUUUGGGUGAAAACCUGGUUCGGGUAUUCGGACGAGCGACAGUGACAUCUCGACGUCAUAUCCUCCUUGAAGGCGUCGCUCUAGAGAUCCAUUUCUCAUGUUGCGGUGAUCGUCAGCUUGGUGGCGGCUUGGUUAGGUUCGGUUUGAACCGCUGGUUUCUUCUGUAGGUUUACUCUUACACCCUCGAUUCGUGGCGACAUCUGGUUUGGCACUUCUCGAUAGCAGUUUGUUCUGAUGCGCACUCCUCCAAAGCGACGCACUGCUGGCUCAUGUAUCAGAGUGGUGACGUGGGAGCGGGGCUCUGCCAACCGAGUUGUGUUGUGGCGGUGUGGGAGUAGGGUUCCAUCGGCCAAGUUGCGGUGGUGUGGAAGUAGAGCUCCAUCGAUCGAGUUAUGAGAGUGGUUGGGUUAGUUAGCGCGUGAGUUGAGUUGGGUUAACUUAACUGUUAUCUGGUUAUAUUUUUGGUUUAGGCGUUGUUUUUGUCUUGAUGUUGUGGGGUCAUCUACCGAUUUUUUUAAAACCGUGCAGCUAUAA
Messenger RNA from Phragmites australis (common reed), 3318 nucleotides. RefSeq names its product probable BOI-related E3 ubiquitin-protein ligase 2. NCBI's taxonomy places the organism in Eukaryota, Viridiplantae, Streptophyta, Magnoliopsida, Poales, Poaceae. The transcript is spliced from 4 exons. Gene Ontology annotation, molecular function: ubiquitin-protein transferase activity. The record is from RefSeq and is a predicted model, not a curated record. The coding region runs from base 120 to 1136 and encodes 338 amino acids.